This is a messenger RNA of Folsomia candida, 3559 nucleotides long. RefSeq names its product WD repeat-containing protein 26. Gene Ontology annotation, cellular component: GID complex. Gene Ontology annotation, biological process: proteasome-mediated ubiquitin-dependent protein catabolic process. The record is from RefSeq and is a predicted model, not a curated record. The transcript has 13 exons. Lineage: Eukaryota; Metazoa; Arthropoda; Collembola; Entomobryomorpha; Isotomidae. The coding region runs from base 775 to 2469 and encodes 564 amino acids. Gene Ontology annotation, molecular function: protein binding.
AGAUGGUGGGCGGUACAACAUCAACUCACACAAAACAUCUGAUUGGUUUUCUGCUUCACAACAACGUCGUCGUUCAUAUUUCCGUAAUAAAAAUAUAUAUUUCUGGAUUUUCACUCGGACAAAUUUUGGAAAAAUAUUUCUCAAAUAGUUGGAUUGAUCAGGCAGAUUGGGAAGUUUGAUAAGUUUCAUUACUUAUCAGAAAUCUGGAAACAUCAAGUUGAACAAAAUCGUUUAAGAAUUUGGUAGGAAUUUUGUGGGCUUGGCUUGCUGUUCCAAUUCUUACAAGCGACAUUUUGUGGAGAAUAUUUCCAUCUGUUUUGUUUUUGUUGAUUGAUUAAUAAGUCAAUUUUCCUGUGUCACCUCAAUUUUUAAGGGGAAUUAUAUUAUCGUCGUAAUUAUUGGCACAAUAAUUAUCGGACCUCCUCACCUGUCUUCCUCACCAACCACCACCCAACCCUUCACCCUUUUGUCAAAUUUUGAUUAAAGUGUCGUCCUUUGUGAAUCAUUACAACGGAGAACGCACGGAUCGAACUUUGUCAUCUUUUGCUUUUGUGCAAAUCUCUUUGCACAAGGCGAAAGAAGACUGACCCAUUUGGUCCAUAGGCCAUUCCAUAAGGUGAAAUCAGUCUGGCCUCCUUCGGGAGGGGGGAAGGGAGAAGGGGCUUUGGGCAAGCUCCCGAAGACUCUCCGCCCAAAAAGAAGCCCAGGGUUAUCGGCGGAAGUGGUAGUGGUAGCAGCACUAGCGGCAGCGCCAGUGGAGUGGUCAGCGAUAAUAUGCAGACCAACGUUUCGAAUGGUACUGCGUCUCCGAAAGCGAAUGGUGUUACAAAUGGAGUUCACGCAGAUCACGAUCACCACCCCGUUAACUCAAAUGUUGGAGAUAAAAAGCCCAGUGAAGACAUUGUCCGAAUUAUUGGGCAACAUUUGCUUACAAUGGGUCUCACGAAAAGCGCUGAAGCGCUGAUGGAUGAAUCGGGAUGCCGAAUGGAUCAUCCAACCGCUGCAAAAUUUCGUACACAUGUAAUGCACGGCGAAUGGAGUCGAGCUCACAAGGAUUUACAAGAAUUGAGAAAUUUGUUGGAAAAUCCAGAAAAUCUAUUGGAGAUGCAGUUUCUUUUGCUAGAACAGAAAUACUUGGAACUUUUAGAGGAAGGAAAAGUAAUUGAUGCAUUGUCAGUCUUACAAUAUGAGCUGACUCCGUUGAACCACAAGACGAGCCGUGUCCAUCAAUUGUCAGCGUUUAUUAUGUGUUCAACUCCGGAAGAGGUGCGUGAACAAGCUAGCUGGAAGGGGAAAGAGUCCAGGAUCAACCUCAUGGAACAACUGCAAGGGUUUUUGCCACCCUCUGUGAUGCUUCCUCCUCGCAGAUUGGACGCACUUUUGCAACAAGCCAUCGGUUGGCAAACGGACCUUUGUCCAUAUCACAAUAAGAAAUGGAACUUGGAAGAUGUCUCACUAGUUGUGGAUCAUAAAUGUACAAAGGAUAUGUUUCCCUCCUGUACAGUUCAAGUUUUGAACGAUCACAGUGAUGAAGUUUGGUUCUGUCGAUUCUCUCCGGACGGCACUAAACUCGCGACUGGUUCUAAAGACAACAAUCUCAUUAUAUGGGACGUGCAUCCGACGGAGCUUAAAUUAAACCACCGUCGAACAUUAGAGGGCUUUCAAUACGGUAUUUCAUACCUCUCAUGGAGUCCAGAUUCAAACUUUUUGAUAUGUUGUGGACCCGAGGAUACUCCAGAGCUUUGGGUUUGGAAUACAAAUACCGGAGAUCUUCACAUCAAGAUUGCACCUGGACCAGAAGAUUCUCUCACAUCCGCAGCUUGGCAUCCGGACUCGAAGAGAUUUGUUACGGGUGGAAAUCGUGGUCAAUUUUACCUCUGUGACUUGGAAGGAAAUGUGCUAGAUUCCUGGGAAGGUGUUCGCGUCCAAUGCUUGGGUUAUCGGGGUGAUGGGAAGACAGUAUUGGCUGCAGAUACUCAUCACAGGAUAAGAGGCUAUUUGUUUGGAACUCAGAAUACAGAUCAUAACAUUUUAAAGGAGGAAUAUGCCAUCAUGAGUUUCACAGUCGAUUCAACCGAUCGGUUGGCUCUUUUGAACGUAGCAACGCAAGGCGUUCACCUCUGGGAUCUUGAAGAUCGCUGUCUAGUUCGAAAAUUUCAAGGGGUUACUCAGGGAUUUUACACCAUUCACUCCUGUUUUGGUGGAUAUAAUCAGGACUUUAUUGCAUCUGGUUCUGAAGAUAACAAAGUCUACAUCUGGCACAUCAAGAAAGAACGGCCCAUCGCUGUUCUCCAAGGUCAUUCUCGCACCGUUAAUUGUGUGACUUGGAACCCCGUUAGACCAGACAUGCUUGUAUCUGUCUCAGAUGAUGGGACAAUUCGGUUAUGGGGUCCAUCAUCGGGCCAACAAGAACAACCCGCUGUGGUUGUCCCACCCCCUCCUUCAAGUCGGAAUGGGAAAUCCAACUGACAAAUGGGAAGAACUAAUAAUAAUUCUAUUUCUGGUGGUGGUGGUACAUCAUCAGGGCGAAGGAGUCGGACGCGUAAUCCGACCAGGUCCUAAAUAAUGAUAAUAUUUAAGUACUAACAUAAUUUAUGUUAAUGCAUUUUAAUCGUGACGUUAAGAAUAAAUGACAAGACGACUUGUACGAAUUUCGCUACAAAUUCGUAUUCAAGUUUUUGCGUUUCAUACAUAGAAUUGUACUGUUGGGUGUAUAAUGUAAUCAUUUUAGGUGAAGCCAACGAUUUCCUGCAUCUCCUUAUCCUUAAAGUGUAAUAAUUUAAUUUAUGUAACUAACUUUUCGUAACUUAUAUUGCAUUACAACAAUAAUAAGCAGGACAAGUACACAAGUUUAGAAUAUAUUUCGUUUUAAUUUGCAAAUACAUAUUUAAACAAAUUUUGCCAAUUUUUAUAGACACUUUGAUAUUAGUCGAGAAAACAAUAAUUAGUGGAUUAUCGAUCUAAUCCAGUUGCGGAAUGUUUUUAAUCAAUCUCUCGCGAGAAGAAAUAUUUAAUAAUUAUUGUCAAGCUGUUAGUAAUUAACUGUUAUUUAAUUUACUAGAUUAUGGCGGACGAGGCGAUAAAAAUCUGUGCAAGUAAUCAUUACUUUAGCUGGGGUUGUUAUCUUAUACUGUAAAAUCUAAUCGAAUCUAAUCCAACUUGUAAAACGUUUUUGUGACAAUUCAUGAAUCGAGAAUCCCAAGUUCUUCAUGUGUUUUAAACGAUCGAUAUAUCUAACCAAUAUACAUAAUAUAUUUAGUGUGUCGUCGUCGUCGCUCGCUAUUACUAAAAUUACAGCUAGAAAUAGAUAACUAUGUAUAUAUCGGACGAACGAAAAAAACGCAUUAACUAUUGCUCAUCGUUUUGACAAGUACAUACAUUUGAUUGAAUGGAAACCAUUAUUGUUGAUGAUGUGUUAUGACCUGGUUUUGUUUGUUAGUAAUAUUUAUUAUUACAAUCGUUAUUCAAUUUGGACGUUACCUCCUCACAAGUUAUAUCGUAUCUGACAAAUUAUUAUUACAAUAAUGAAAACAAUAAAAACACGAAAAUUGUACAGAAA